Aspergillus chevalieri is the source of this 1410-nucleotide messenger RNA. RefSeq lists its product as uncharacterized. The transcript has a single exon. Gene Ontology annotation, molecular function: phosphatase activity. Lineage: Eukaryota; Fungi; Ascomycota; Eurotiomycetes; Eurotiales; Aspergillaceae. The record is from RefSeq and is a predicted model, not a curated record. Gene Ontology annotation, biological process: dephosphorylation. The coding region runs from base 1 to 1410 and encodes 469 amino acids.
AUGUGGUCCCCUAGCCUUCUACUGACCCUACUGGCGCCCAUGGCACACCCCGCCCUAGCCGAAAAAAUCCUAGGAGCGUACAUCUUCGCCCGCCACGGUGACCGAACCGCCAAAGCCCUGGGAGACACCCACCUUACUGACCUGGGCUACAACGAGGUCUAUCUGACGGGCAGCUACUACCACUCGCGCUACAUCUCUCCCGACUCUCCACUACAAAUCGCAGGUAUCAGCGAACCAACCGUCAACACCAAGCAAAUUACCGCCUCUACGCCGUCGGACGAGGUGCUCCAGAACUCUGCGACGGGAUUCCUGCAGGGUGUGUAUCCGCCUGUUGGCAGCUCUGCGAAUGAGACGCUGCGGAAUAGUACAACCGUGCAAUCGCCGCUGAAAGGAUACCAGUUGAUUCCGUUGUCGACGGUGAGUUCGGGGACAAAUAGCGAGGAUUCGACGUGGUUGCAGAAGGCGAGUGGGUGUGAGGCUGCGACGGCUAGUAGUAAGGGUUUUUACAGCUCAGCCUUGUACAAGGACUUGGUUGAGGAGACGAAGGGGUUUUAUGAGUCAUUGUCGCCGAUGUUGAACAGUACGUUCAAUGUGUCGCAGAUGUCGUUUAAGAAUGCGUACAAGAUCUUCGAUUAUCUUAAUGUCGCGUUGAUUCAUAACUCCAGCAGUGAGUUUCCGUCGUCGGGUUUGUUGUCGGAUGAGGUUUACAACCAGCUCUUGACGCUGGCUAGUACCUCGGAAUACAACCUGGCGUACAACUCGUCCGACGAAAUUCGCGCUAUCGAGGGCAUGAGUCUUGCAGGCGAGGUGUUGGAAGGACUCGAGGACAUCGUCACUUCCCAAGGCAAAUCCAAGCUGAACAUCCAAUUCGGCUCUUACGGCACAUUCAUGUCCUACUUUGGUCUCGCGCAAUUGCCCUCUGUGAACGUCAACUUCACCGGAAUCCCCGACUACGCCUCGUCGAUGGCCUGGGAGCUAGUGACCAACUCGACCUCUGACGCGUUCCCAGCCGAGUCUGAGAUCAGCGUGCGGUUCAUCUUCCAUAACGGAACUAUUACCGGAUCAUCGACACCUGAUCAGUAUUCGCUGUUUGGACAAUCGAGCACCGUCCUCCCGUGGACGGACUUUGUCGAGCAGACUAAGAAGAUUGCUGUCACAAAUCAGGAUCAAUGGUGUCAGGCCUGCGGCAACACUGACAGUCAGUGUCCUGCCGCUUCUGUUCAGUCCACCCGCAACUCUGGCGGUAUGUCCAAGGCCGUCGCUGGUGUUGUGGGUGCUAUGGUGACGCUCGGAGUGAUUCUGAUUCUUGAGGCGUUGUUCUUCCUUGUGGGUGGAUUCACGAUUGCCAAGAGGAAAAAGGCGGUUGCUGGGUCUGAUGUUGGCAGUGAACAUGUCACGGACAAGAUUUGA